Molecule: messenger RNA, 4749 nt
Organism: Oncorhynchus masou masou (cherry salmon)
Lineage: Eukaryota; Metazoa; Chordata; Actinopteri; Salmoniformes; Salmonidae
Product: rho guanine nucleotide exchange factor 25-like
Exons: 16
Coding region: 316-2502 (728 amino acids)
Biological process (GO): axon guidance
Cellular component (GO): cytoplasm; extrinsic component of membrane; plasma membrane
Molecular function (GO): guanyl-nucleotide exchange factor activity
Source: RefSeq, a predicted model, not a curated record
UCUUUCCCCAUCUCGCUCUCUCUGUCGCUGAGGCAGUCUGCUACUCUGUCGUCUGACCAGGCAGUUAACAGAGGAGAGAGCUCAGCAACUGGAAAGAAAAGGAGAAGGAGAAAGAGAAAGAGAGAAUUAUUCUCAUGACUUUCUGUAUUUCAGUAUGAAAGUUUGUUUCUCUAAGAGAGGUUCCUCUGAUUCUGAGUUUUAACUGGACUUUUUGCUUCCUCUGUGUUGUUAUCUGUGGACACUCUCUGGACAUUCCUUUGGGAUUUACUCGGACCGCACCGCGAGGAUCUAGUGUGUUUGUGUGUUCGCUGGGCCAUGCCCGCCACUGAUGGCCGGUCAUCCAGUGCCAGGGGUACAUCAUUAAAAGGGGGCCACCUCCACAGGGGCUGUGCCUGCCAGCACUUAUUCCGUAAAGUCCUGAUCAAGUGUGGCUGCUGCUAUGCCCGGGUCAGAGACUCAUACUCGGCUGCAGGCAGCGAGGGUAGCAUCUCCACCUCCGUGGCGUCCCUGCCUCCGACCCUGACGGCUUCCUGUAGCUCCGCCCACAGCUCCCCAGGCUCGCGACGUUCCGUAAGCACCUUGAAGAAGUGGCUGACCAAUCCAGUCCGCAAGUUCAGCGCUGGGGCCGUCAACAUCUCAGCCAGCUCCAAGGGGGAGCGGCAGGUCAGGAAGUUGGAUGGGGGAAGCAAAUCCCCUCCUCCUAUUCCCCCUUCUAGGCACAGUCAUGACCUGGGCCUGGGAGGUCUGGGGCUUGGCAGACCCCUAGGAUCAGAGGACCACCUCACCAAUAUGCUACCCAUCACACACAAAGAGAUGGAGUGCAGGUAUAGGUGGGCCAGUCCUGAGGAGCUUUCCUCAGCAACCCUAAACUCUCCCAGCUACUUGUCUGACUCACUACAGGGCUGUAUUGCACUUGCCUACACACAGGAUACUCAGUCCACCAAUGUCUAUCCAGAUGACAACGUCUCGGUAUUGAUGGACAACACCCCCAGCCAAUCAUCAGCGGCUGACAGUGAGGAGGAGAGGAGGAGUGCCUUAGAGAAGAGCAUGUACGUACUGAAGGAACUCCUAGAGACAGAGAAAGUGUAUGUGGAAGACCUGGGGUGCAUAGUAGAGGGCUACAUGGUCACUAUGACUAGUAAAGGUAUACCAGCCGACAUGAAGGGAAAAGACAAGAUCGUGUUCGGAAACAUUCAUCAAAUUUUCGACUGGCAUAAAGACUACUUCAUGGGCGAGCUGGAGAAAUGUAUAGCAGAACCAGAGAGACUGGCCCAACUUUUCAUAAAGCAUGAGAGGCGUCUCCACAUGUACGUGGUUUAUUGUCAGAAUAAACCCAAGUCGGAACACAUUGUCUCUGAGUACAUCGAGACCUACUUCCAGGAGCUGAGACAACAUCUGGGUCACAGACUACAACUCAAUGACCUGCUGAUCAAACCAGUUCAGAGGAUCAUGAAGUACCAGCUGCUGCUCAAGGACUUCCUCAAGUAUUACACCAAAGCUGGGAUGGACACAGAAGAACUGGAGAAAGCGGUAGAGGUGAUGUGCUUUGUGCCCAAACGCUGCAAUGACAUGAUGAACGUGGGACGCCUGCAGGGCUUUGAGGGUAAGAUCACGGCGCAGGGGAAGCUGCUCCAGCAGGACACCUUCACAGUGAUGGAACAGGACAGCAGCUUUCUGUCCCGAGCCAAGGAGAGGCGGGUCUUCCUGUUUGAACAGCUGGUCAUCUUCAGCGAGCCAAUCGACAGGAAGAAAGGGUUCUCACUUCCUGGUUACACCUUCAAGUGCAGCAUCAAGGUGAGCUGUCUGGGUGUGGAGGCUCCAGUGGAGGGGGAGGUGGACCGCCUGGUGCUGACGUCACGGGGAACUGAUGGGAGCGUGGUGCGCUAUGUGCUGCAGGCCGCCUCCCCAGAGGUCUGCAGGGCCUGGGGCCAUGAUGUGGGACAGAUCCUGGAGACCCAGAGGAACUUCCUCAACGCGCUCCAGUCUCCCAUUGAGUACCAGCGGAGGGAGAGUAACAGCAAGUCCAACAGCCUGGGCCGGAGCAUGAGAGCCCCCCUGUCUGCGGCCAGCGGCCCCCUGCGCCCCCACUCUUCAGCCUCCAUCGACCGCCAGUGCCUGCCCUGCCUCCUGUCGUACAACACCUCCCUCCCCACCCUCUACCUGCCCAGCCAGGGGGGAACCUGCCCCCAGGGACCUGGCGAAACAAACACACCCCAGGAGUCUCCUCUGGUCAGUAGGAACUCCCAGACAACAGUCUCUCAGUCUCACAUCCAGCUAGCCUUCACCGACCAGUCUGGCCUGUCUCAGUACUCCAGGACCCAAACCCCCCUGCAGUGCCAAGCUGUGUCCAACGGGCUGUAUAGCACACAGCAGAGAGCAGGAGAGGGCUGCCGUAGCAGAGCGCUGCCUGGUGAGGCUGGACCUCCUCCUGUAUCCAUCCCUGGUCCCUCAGCUGGCCGGCGCUCCAGCAACCUGGCCCAGCUCAAUGAAGAUGACCUAUGAACCGUGACCGAUAGGAGGAAAACUGAGAGGUCAUGGACCUCCACAGCUAGUGCAGAGAGAAGCAGGGGGACCUCAUCUAGGCCUAACAUCUGUUGAUGCUAUUGUAACUUUAGGGAACUUUUGAAGAUGGAUGGAUGACUCUCUUUAUGGAGCAAGGACUAGAUGGAGGCUGCUUUUUCAGACUGUUACAGGAUGGUUCACUGGCAUCAUGAGAAAAAUAUCCCAGGAUUCUAAUGGAAUAUACAGUAUGGGCUGAAAUGAUAAACAGUCAUUAGAUCAUUGAUCAUGUGAUGCCAGGUUGAAGACAUGUAGCAGCCAGACAGAUGAUGCGAUGGCUGACUGUAUGAAGAAAACUCUAUGGACAUCAGGUAUUAUGGGGACUGAUGACUUUCCUUGUUUUAUUGUUAGAGAAUGUCUAUACAGUAUCUAUUGUACUGUCUUUCUACAGGCCAGGGGAUUUCUUCACAGGGAAAUGCCAUUGGGGGGUUACUGGAGAAGUGUGUACAUACUGCAUGUCUGUAAAAUGCGUUUGUGCGUGUGUACAGGAUAGGCGGUUGCUCUUCUUGUGCCAACAUGCUGAUUAAAGAACUCCACCCUGAAGAGAAAAGGAGUGUACAUCUGAACGACUCUUUCUCCAGCUCACUGCUGGAUUCUUCUAUCCCUCAUUUAUAAAGACAACUAUUUGUAUUUUCAGGCCAUUGUUGAAACAUGUCAUCAUUCCUCCACUCAACGGGGCCUACAGUACACUAUGUUGCUGUAGUAGACCUUGAGGAGAGAGGGGAUGCCAGCUAGAUUAAUACAUUUGAUCUGUACAUAUGUAGAAGUUUGGAUUCAUCUGCUUUAGAAAAUAGCUUUUCUGCUCCUGCCGCAGUGUUUCAAAAAAGACGAGAAUGAGAGGACUCCCAUGUUCUCUUUUUCUGUUUGACCGAAGCUGGCUCUUGUUUGAUCUGAAUAUUCCAUAAUAUAAAGGGGCGAGGGAGCCCCCUGGAGGCACUAUGCAGGAGUGGCAUCACCCAGACUCAGUCUUUCCUCAGAUUCAGAUACAGAUGGAUUCCUAGGUAAGUUCUCAAUUACAUACUCCUCACAUCCUCUCUCCUCGUCUCCUUCUCAAACCCCAUUGGAGGAAAUGGUCAGAGGGAAGGGACCCCUGGCUUUCAAAUCCAAUUCGUUUUGAGAAGGAGAAGAAGAGAGAGGACGAAAGGAGUAUGUAAUUGAGGUCUUCUCCUUGUGUCCUUUGCUCCCAUCCUUUCGCUAAACAUCAGAGAGAAAGGGGAGGAUUAUAAGAGAUGAGGAGAGGAUGGGAGGAGAGGAAGGAAUCGAGCCAGGACUAUGAAGAGGUGGCCAGAGAAAUGGCCAUACCAAUGCUUGGGGAUAGAGAUCAACUGAUUUUUCAAAUGUAUAUUUUCUUGACGUCCUCUAGGUACGUCCUAGGAGACAUUCAUGGGUUGUGUUGAAAUAUGAAAUAAGAUGUCACACAGUCGUCUGUCAGUUAAGUCCAAUGUUGAUGUGCCACAGCUUUCUGCUGUAUUUAAUCAUCUGGCUUUUGCUAAUGUACAGUACUACACACCAUACUGUUGGCUCGGGCUUACAUCUCUUCUUCUAGAUAAAGGAGGACAGUUUAGAGACCGCUAACUACUUGGGUUAUUGUGUCAGUUGUCAGUUCGUAUUGCCACUACAAUAUUAUUACCAACUGUUGUGUUUAACACAUCAAAUACAUGUAGUUGUGAUGUUGUGUAUUUCAACGCCCAACCUUUCCUCCUAUUAAUCAAAACAAAUAACUGUAAACAGAGACGAUAAGAGAAGAGUCUGACAUCUAGCAUGUCCGCUUUUGGUUAAUUCCUCUCUAUGACCAGUAAGGCUUCCACAUCCAGAUAGUAGCCUAACAAGACCUCUGCACCAAAGAUCAAUGGCUUCAAGUUGCAAUGGCACCUCUAGCUAAAUCUAUUUCAAAUAUCAGCACAGAGGAGAGCCCUACCGUGAUUGUUUCAAUUCAGAACACCAUCUCAUACAAACCCAGAGUACUCAAUGACUACGGGGUGGCGUCUGUAAAGUUAAACAGUGAAGACUGUCAUAUUUCAAUGGCAAUUUUUGAUCUAGCAUUUUGUGCAUGUGACUUAAAUAUGAAGGAACACCAGUCCUGAAAUUAAUAUAGAUUUAAGAGAGGAAAUAUGGGUUACAAAGAUUACAUAUUUGACGGAAUAGAAUCUGUUGUAUUAUAUUAAAUAAAGUGAACUUUUUAAUUAAGAA